This is a messenger RNA of Fusarium redolens, 1648 nucleotides long. Its product is annotated as peptidase family S58-domain-containing protein. The record is from RefSeq and is a predicted model, not a curated record. Gene Ontology annotation, molecular function: aminopeptidase activity. Bases 178 to 1341 code for a protein of 387 amino acids. Lineage: Eukaryota; Fungi; Ascomycota; Sordariomycetes; Hypocreales; Nectriaceae. The transcript has a single exon.
UUGUUCAAAUACUCCAGUCUUGUUGCUCUUGAUCCUCACCCUCCAUCCGAGUGAAAUUCGCAUCAAAUACUGGUCAAUUGAUAUAGUUUGGCUUACUAUUUUCAAUAGUCAGGUUCUUAUCGAUCAGAGCCACCAAGGUACCGACUGGACUAAAAGCCCAAUACUUACAAUAUCGUCAUGGGUGGCGGCCUGGAUCUCUCCAAGCGAGCUCGACUCCGUGAGCUCCUCCCUGAGCUCUACUUGGGCAGAUGGCGGCCAGGUCAUCUGAACUCCAUCACCGAUGUCCCAGGCGUCCUCGUUCACACCGAGUCAAUCCAACCAGACCAGGAUGUGAACACAGGAGUCACCACUGUUCUUCCUCGAGCAGAUUGGUUCGACCAUUCAUGCCAUGCAGCCAUCUUCAAGUUCAAUGGCUCUGGGGAGAUGACGGGCUCUCACUGGAUUGAGGAGUCGGGCACGUUGACAUCACCAAUUAUUCUGACAACAAACUCAUCUAUCGGAGAUGCCUUUCGAGGCGUGUACGAUUAUGCGACCAAGUAUCACGCGACUAAAGAGGGGGAUGUGAACCUAUUUGCGUUCCCUGUUGUGACUGAGACAUACGAUGGAUACCUCAACAAGCAAACCCGAUUUGCGCUUACGCCAGACCAUGUUGUCCGAGGUAUUCGCAAUGCAUCUUCUGAUGCGGUACCUGAAGGAUGCACUGGAGGCGGCACGGGAAUGAUAUGCCACCGCUUCAAAGGCGGAACAGGAUCCAGCAGUCGCAUUGUACCAGGCUUGGAUAGUGAAGGAAACACGAAGGAUUACACUAUUGGCGUACUUGUUCAAGCCAACUAUGGACUCAAGGAAGACCUUCACAUUGGCGGUGUUCCGGUCGGAAGAAUCCUGAUAUCAGAGGCUCAAGCGCCUUCUUCAUCAGAAACGCCCGCGAUUCACGGACCUCACGUGGACGGCAGUAUCAUUAUCAUCAUAGCUACGGACAUUCCUCUGCUCCCAGUUCAGCUUCAACGGCUUGCCAAACGCGCUACUGUUGGACUGUCACGCGUCGGCGGCUAUGGCAGCAAUGGAUCGGGUGACAUCUUCCUGGCUUUCUCUACAGCUGCCAAGAUUCCUAUGCAACGUCUCGAAGGGGGAGAUUUGGACCCCUUUAAACCUACGUCUUUCGAGGUUGGGACAGUGCACAAUGAGACAAUCAAUGGCGCGUUCGAGGCUGUUGCUGACGCGACUGAGGAAGCUAUUUGCAAUGCUCUGUGUAUGGCAACGACUAUGACUGGAUAUAAAGGACGCACUGUCGAAGCAUUGGAUCUCAACAAGGUCAGAGAGAUAGUGACAAAGCGACUGUAAAAGGGCACAAAGGUUGGUGUUUGGUUACUCAGCCAGACGCGAACUAAGAAGCGAGUUCAUUCGCGACAAAGACAUGGUCGCAGAGACUUUACCCGAGACCUGGCGGAUUUGGGAAGAAGCUAGCUUUGUGUAGAUGCGCUAAGAUCUAGACCAACCAAGAAUUUCUGCCUUUGUUCCGCCUGAGCUCGAGAUCGGAACACGCGACGCGACGCGUCCGUUUGACGUGCUCCCAGAACGCGCAGUAUCUGGUUCGUGACGUCAAAUGCCCGAAUCAAAGAAGAAACUCAUGUCAAUCUAUUCUGUAAAC